Lizanozyma spartinae is the source of this 1626-nucleotide messenger RNA. RefSeq names its product D-lactate dehydrogenase (gene AIP2). NCBI's taxonomy places the organism in Eukaryota, Fungi, Ascomycota, Pichiomycetes, Serinales, Debaryomycetaceae. Gene Ontology annotation, molecular function: catalytic activity; FAD binding. The transcript has a single exon. Gene Ontology annotation, cellular component: mitochondrion. The coding region runs from base 1 to 1626 and encodes 541 amino acids. The record is from RefSeq and is a predicted model, not a curated record.
AUGCUUGGAGCCGCCAGAAGAAGUGCUUUGAAUAUUGGUGUGCGUGUGGGAGCACGCAGGACUUUGAAGUCCGUUACUUCUGGUAUUUUCAGUACAAAAAUUACCAGAUCAAAUGGAGGAGACCGAGUCAGACUUUACUCUUCAAAAGUAGUACCUUUAACAGCAGAAACAUAUGCUGAUAAGGUUAAAUGGAACCCUGAGUUUAAAAAGCUUGAUGAUGAAGACAUCAAGUACUUCACCUCUGUGUUAAACAAUGCUAAUGAUAUCAUUACUGAUGAACAAGAUUUAUUGUUCUACAAUGAAGAUUGGAUGCGCAAAUACAAAGGUCAAUCGCAACUUGUAUUGAAACCCAGAACAACCGAACAAGUUCUGGAGAUCAUACUGUACUGUAACAAGAACAAGUUAGCCGUGGUUCCUCAAGGAGGGAACACUGGUUUGGUUGGAGGGUCAGUUCCUGUGUUUGAUGAGAUUGUUCUUUCGCUUGCUAACAUGAACAAGAUUAGAUCAUUUGAUGAUGUCAGUGGGAUUCUUAAAUGCGAUGCUGGUUUGAUCUUAGAAAAUGCCGAUAACUUCCUUGCAGAGAAUGGUUACAUAUUCCCACUUGACUUGGGGGCUAAGGGUUCUUGUUUUGUUGGAGGUGUUGUAGCUACCAAUGCUGGUGGGUUAAGACUUUUAAGAUAUGGCUCAUUACAUGGAUCUGUAUUGGGUUUAGAAGCUGUUUUACCAGAUGGUACCAUCUAUAACUCAAUGCACAGUUUGAGAAAGGAUAACACUGGUUAUGACUUGAAACAAUUGUUAAUUGGUAGUGAAGGUACUUUGGGAGUGAUUACUGGUGUAUCUAUCUUGUGUCCUUCAAGACCUCAAGCUGUCAAUGUAGCAUUCCUUGCUGUUUCAUCGUAUGAAGCUGUUCAAAAGGUAUUUGUCGGAGCCCGUAAGGAAUUGCUGGAGAUUCUUUCUGCUUUUGAAUUUAUGGAUGAUAAAUCCCAGAUUCUUACUGCCAGACAUUUAGGGUUGGAACACCCCAUUGAAAGUGGACAAUAUCCAUUUUACAUACUUAUUGAAACCUCAGGUUCCAACAAGGAUCAUGAUGAUGAAAAGUUGGAAACCUUUUUAGGGAACAUGAUGGAAGAAGGUUUAGUUGAUGAUGGGAUCAUUGCUCAAGAUGAAACCCAAUUGAAGAGUUUAUGGACCUGGCGUGAGGCCAUCAGCGAAGCCUCCACUAUUGGUGGGGGUGUAUACAAAUAUGAUGUUUCUAUUCCUCUAGCUGAUCUAUACUCUUUGGUGGAAGACACUAGUGCCAGAUUGAAGGAGGCAGGAAUGGUUGAUAUCGACGAUGAUAGUAAGCCAGUGGUUGAGGCUAUAGGGUACGGGCAUGUUGGAGAUGGUAACUUACAUUUGAAUGUGAGUGUUAGAGAGUACUCCAAGGCUAUUGAAGAAGUAUUGGAACCAUUUGUCUAUGAAUGGAUUCAAAAUAAGAAGGGAUCUAUCUCUGCUGAACAUGGGUUAGGCUUCCAAAAGAAGAAUUAUAUUGGAUACUCUAAAUCAGAUGUUGAGAUUGAGAUGAUUAAGGACAUCAAGAACCAUUAUGAUCCUAAUGGUAUAAUGAACCCCUACAAAUAUGUAUAG